CUGCUCGGAUUACGAGAAUAUUUGUCUAAAAAUUUUAAUCAAAUGAAAUGGCUUAAAAAUAAAUUACCAAUUCUUGCUAAUAUUGCAAAUGGUCUUAAAACUAUUCAUAAGGAAGGUUUAACUUAUCGUGAUCUUCAUUGUGGAAAUAUUUUAAUUAAUAGUAAUAUAUCUUAUAUUUCCGACUUUGGACAUCCCGAUUGUCUUGAAGAUUCUACUAAACAUAGGCUAUUUGGUGUAACACCAUUUAUUGCUCCAGAAAUUUUUAUAAGCAAAUCAUUUAAUACUAAGUCAGAUAUAUAG
Dentiscutata heterogama is the source of this 300-nucleotide messenger RNA. The record is from the annotation of a GenBank genome assembly. NCBI's taxonomy places the organism in Eukaryota, Fungi, Glomeromycota, Glomeromycetes, Diversisporales, Gigasporaceae.